AUGUGGUGGAGAUUGGAUACCGUAGGAAUCGCUCCCCAUGAGCAGCACACCACCUCAGAGCACGCUGCUAUGAAUAAAGUCCAGAGUAGCAUUGUAAGUACCGAACGAAUGUACCAAGUAAGCUUACCGUUCCACGGGCCAGAAUGCCCAGAUACAAAUUAUCGUAAUGCAUUUGUUCAAUUGAACGCGUUAGAAACACAAUUUCUGAAAGACCCUGAGUACCGAAGAGACUAUGAGAACGUCCUUCAUACGUAUCUCGAUGCUGGGUUCAUUUCUGAAGUCACUGAUUCAAAGAUUAAUGGACAUUACUUGCCCCACUUUGGGGUUAAGAAGCAGAGUCUCAUGGCUCCUCUUCGUAUCGUGUUCAACACAUCCUUUAAAGUCAAGGGAGAACUGUCGUUGAAUGAUUGCCUUUAUCCAGGUCCCAACUUAGUUGAAAUGGUAUAUGAUUUGCUCCUCAAGUUUCGACCCGAUCCCUAUGCGUUAGUACCAGACAUAUUGAAAGCUUUCCACAGAGCAUUGCUACAUCCCAAUGAUACUAAAUACGCAGGUUUUUUGUGGAGACAAGGGCCGAAACGAGCGGCCACAUACGCUUUUAACUUUGUUGUUUUUGGCAUACCCAGUAGUACCUAUCUUUUACAACAAGUGCUGCAAACCCAUCUCCAUGAACAGGUAUGGGAAGAUAUCAUUAAAGCCUUCUAUGUCGAUAAUUAUCUGCAGACAUUUGUAGCCAGGGAAACAAAGGAAAGAGAUUAUUACCAGGUCAAAUCUUUGCUAGACGAGGCCCACAUGCCUUUGAAAGGGUGGGCAAGUAAUUGUAGGGAGUUUGAUCAGCAGAUUGGUUGCAAGGAACCUGUUGAGAUCAAUGUUUUGGGAACGAGUUGGGAUAGAAGGGAGGAUAAGUUGAGCUUAACGCAUACGAAUGUCCAGAGCUGUAGUAAUAGUUCCCAUCCUCUUAUCAAAUGCAUGCUAAUUUCCCUUUUGGUAGCCAAUUUUGACCCCUUAGGGCUAGUCAGUCCCCUUUUUGUGUGGGGAAAAAUUCUUCUUCAAGAAUUGUGGGAAGCUGGGGUAGACUGGGAUGAUGUGCUGUCAGAUGAUCACCAACUAGAAACUAGCAAACUACUCACUGAAUUCAACAAUAUUCCCAAUUGUAAGUUUCAGAGGGGAAUUGUGCACAAAGGUAGCAAAUUGCAUCUGUUUACUGACUUGUUGAACAAAGCUUACUACGCUGUAGCCUAUGUCAGACAGAGAUCCGAACAUGUUAGUUUCUUACCUUCCAAAAUGCGAGUCACGCCUCGCAAAGCGAAAUUGACAAUUCCAAAGUUAGAACUAUUAGCAUUAUUAUUAGGAUUUAGAUUGGGAAAGCAUCUUUGUAAGUUGUUUAUCUUUACCACCAUAAUGCUCUGGACUGAUAGCACAGUAGCUAUUGCCUGGGUAGGUAGCCGCACAGGAGGUAAAAUCACAUUCAUUUCUAAUCAACUGGGGGAGAUCCAACAGGAGUGUGGCAUUGAGAUGAAGUACGUCCCCACGAAGCAGAAUCCAGCUUUCAUUUUGACCAGAGAUUCAACAUUGCACGAUUUGAAAGUCAACUGCUUGAGGCAUGAAGGACCGCCCUUUCUGCACUGUGAGGGCACCCCUGAGCCAUGUGUCGAAGAGGGAGAAUCUCCAAUCCAACAAAAUGCGAUCACAGCCACCCUGAGGGAGCUCAGGGAAGAAGGAACUUUGACUCCGCCCGCUGAACUGUGGAAAUUGCUGGGGAGUAACACAGCCUUCAGACGACUUAUGAAAGUUAUGUCUUUAGUAUUGAAAUUUGGGAACUGCUAA
Macrobrachium nipponense is the source of this 1824-nucleotide messenger RNA. RefSeq lists its product as uncharacterized. NCBI's taxonomy places the organism in Eukaryota, Metazoa, Arthropoda, Malacostraca, Decapoda, Palaemonidae. The record is from RefSeq and is a predicted model, not a curated record. The transcript has a single exon. The coding region runs from base 1 to 1824 and encodes 607 amino acids.